CCUCCCUCUCCACCACCCUCUCUCCCUACUCUUUCACUCUCUCUCUCUCCCUCCUCUCCCUCCUCACUACCGUGCGGUUCCUAGCCUAUGAGCUGGCGUGGGCCCUUCCUUCCAACACCACCCCGGCAGACCUGUUAAAAAGCUGGGCUGGAGGUCUUUGCAGUGCACUCGCUCCCUCUCCUUCUCCCUCUCUCUCUCUCUCUCUCUCUCUCUCCCCCUCGGUGUCUCUCGCCCUGCCGCUGGCCCCCGGUCAUCCCAGGUGCCGGCCAGGUGAGACCUGUACAGCGCGCACCUCCAGGGGCUCCUCAGGUUCGGGAUGCGGACGCAACACGCUCUGGGCCCCCCCGGGCUCCAGCUCUUACUACUGGGGCCCUCACUGCUGCUGCUGCUGGACACGGCCCUGGGGGACAACCAAGCGCUCUAUGAGCGGGAGAAGGAGCCAGCCUAUUGGGACGCUCAGGCACGUGACACGCUGGUCGCUGCCCUGAAGCUCCGCCCCCGCGAACACCGGGCCAAGAACCUCAUCCUCUUCCUGGGAGACGGUAUGGGCGUGUCCACAGUGACUGCAGCGCGUAUCCUGAAGGGUCAGAUGGAGGGGAAGUCAGGGGAGGAGACAGUGCUGGCCAUGGACAGCUUCCCCUACCUGGCUCUUUCUAAGACCUACAGUGUGGACAGACAGGUGGCCGACAGCGCUAGCACGGCCACGGCCUACCACUGCGGGGUGAAGGCCAACGCCAAGACGGUAGGCCUUAGCGCCCGAGCGGUGGCCUACGAGUGCAACACCACCUUCGGGAACGAGGUGUACUCUGUGUUGCGGCGCGCUAAAGCACAAGGUAAGGCGGUGGGCAUCGUGACCACCACGAGGGUGCAGCACGCCUCCCCGGCCGCCGCGUACGCCCACUCCGUCAGCCGCAGCUGGUACAGCGACGCCGACCUGCCCGCCAGCGCGCGCCGCCACGGCUGCGUGGACAUCGCCACGCAGCUGGUCACCAACGUCGACAUCGACGUGAUUCUCGGGGGAGGACGGAUGUACAUGACCCCCAAGGGAACCCCGGAUCCUGAGUACCCCACCUCCAACUCCCGGAAGGGGGACCGCAAGGACAGGAAGAACCUCAUCGAGCAGUGGCUGAAGGCCAAGCCGAAGAAGAAGUCCCACUAUGUUUGGCACAAGGAGCAGUUUGACGAGAUCAACCCCAAGACCACCGACCGUCUCAUGGGUCUGUUCGAGCCAAAGGACAUGCGGUUCGAGGUGUUCCGGAACAACACGCGGGACCCCUCCAUCGUGGAGAUGACCGAGAAGGCCAUCCAGAUCCUCAGCAAGAACCCCCGAGGCUACUUCCUGUUUGUGGAAGGAGGGAGAAUCGACCACGGUCACCACGACGGGGUCGCCAAACUGGCGCUGACGGAGGCUGUGAUGUUCGACCGCGCCAUCCACCGCGCCUCGCGGCUCACCAGGGAGUCGGACACGCUCACCGUGGUGACCGCGGACCACUCCCACGUCUUCACGUUAGGCGGGAACACCCCCAGAGGGAACUCCAUCUUUGGUCUGGCUGCGAAGAAGGCCGAUGACAGCAUGCCGUUCACCAGCAUCCUGUAUGCCAACGGGCCGGGUUAUGUGCAUGUGAACGGAACCAGGGCCAACAUCACGUUGGUGGAUUACUACGACCAGGAGUACAUGCAGCAGGCGGCCGUGCCCCUGGACUCGGAGACCCACGGUGGGGAGGACGUGGCCAUCUACGCCCGCGGCCCCAUGGCCCACCUCUUCCACGGGGUGAAGGAGCAGAACUACGUGGCCCACGUCAUGGCCUACGCCGCCUGCCUGCCGCCCUACAAGGACUGCCCCCCCAAGGAGUGCUCCUACGGGGAGUGCCCCCACACACAGGCCGCCAGCUCGGGGGGCCGCCGGACCCCCGCGUCGGGCUUGUGCCCCCCGCUGGUGGGACUGGUCCUAUGGCUGCUGUUGAAAUGACGAGGGGAACGAAAUGAUGAGACGUUUACAGGAUAUACUGUGCACAAUACAACACACACACACACACAAAUACACACACACACACACACACACACACACACACACACACACACACACACACACACACACACACACACACACACACGUGAGGACCCCACUAUGGACUAAGUGGAAGCAGUUCUAUGCACUAGAGUGAAGAUAAUCAUAUAGACAAUGUAUGUCUGGGCUCCUUCUUCCUCACACACACACAUUCACACACACGCACACAUACACGCAUGUGCAAGACCCAACAACAAAGGCCUAUGUACACAGCCUCCAGGGGUUGAUUUUAAUUGUUGUUAUGGAAACACACACGCACACACACACACACACACACACUGCGUUUGUGGCAUCACCAAUUUAAUUGGCGUAAUUUCCAACUGCCGUUUUUAUCACAUGAUAAGUAGGGGCCAGUAGGAUAAGCCUCAAAGAAUCCUCUCAUCUUUGGUCUUUUGGAUCACUGUGUGUAUGUGAGUGUGUGUGUGAGUGUGUGCGUGUGUGGGUGUGUGUGUGUGUGUGUGUGUGUGUGUGUCUGUAUUUUACCAAAGAACUGAUGACUCGUUGUUUUUCUGAUGACUCAGAGGCCUUAGACAGUGGCUACAAUAGCCAUCAUUUACGAUUUAACUCAGAAGUGUUUAUUAUAAUAAUGGGCAGAGAGGCAAAGCUAUAACUAGUAUAACUCCACUGCCUGUUGGGAAGAGCUGACCUUUGACCUGCGCCUGCGACAUACCAAAACGAUUUCUGAUGCUGUACCUCUUGACUGACCGGAAAUUUAAGUGUAGUUUUGAGUUCUUAUUUUAACCUCAUAGGUUCCAAACUGUGUUCCCCGUAGCUGGUAUGUUCAUCUGAAAUCUACUCGGACGGGGAUACAUGAAUUUAUUUUCUAUGCAGAUAUUGUUAUUGUAUUUUUGUACUGCGUUUUUACCAAAUGUUAGUUAAGUAUGAAAUAAUAAAAACACAAAAAGGACCUACA
This is a messenger RNA of Gadus morhua (Atlantic cod), 2981 nucleotides long. It is a transcript of the gene alpi.1, whose product is annotated as alkaline phosphatase, intestinal, tandem duplicate 1. Lineage: Eukaryota; Metazoa; Chordata; Actinopteri; Gadiformes; Gadidae. Gene Ontology annotation, biological process: dephosphorylation. The coding region runs from base 317 to 1969 and encodes 550 amino acids. The record is from RefSeq and is a predicted model, not a curated record. Gene Ontology annotation, molecular function: alkaline phosphatase activity. Gene Ontology annotation, cellular component: plasma membrane. The transcript is spliced from 11 exons.